Molecule: messenger RNA, 1833 nt
Organism: Rotaria sp. Silwood2
Lineage: Eukaryota; Metazoa; Rotifera; Eurotatoria; Philodinida; Philodinidae
Source: the annotation of a GenBank genome assembly
AUGAAUCCAACAGCUGAUUUUUACAAACUGCUUGGUGUUGACGUUAACGCUUCUGCAGAAACCAUCCGUCAAGCUUACAAACGAAAAGCUCUCGAGUGGCAUCCAGAUAAACGCGACAAUGAUAUUCAUGCCGAAACUAUGUUCAAAGAGAUCAAGAAAGCAUAUGAAACAUUGUCCAACGAGUCCACCAAGUUUACAUACGAUUUAAAACGAGACGAAGACGAUGAUGAUAAUGAUACUGACACAGUCUUUCAAGAUACGUUUCAACUACCUCAUGGCAAGCGACCAUCUCAAUUUUAUGAAGAGAAAAUUACUAGAUGGGUCAAUGAAUAUUCAAACCAUAUGUUUAAGGACAAUUUUGAAAACGAAAUUAAAAAUAUUACAAACGUUAUUUUGAAGAAAUACAAGCAUGAAGCAAGUAUUCAAUGCAGUAGAGUAGUUUGCUCUGUGUGUUGUAAAUACUGUGAUGAUAUGUAUGAACACAUGCAAGCAAUGCAAAUGAAUUGCAAUAAUUAUCUGCGAAAAAUCUGUAAAUCCAUAUCACUCAAUGAGCUGUUAGCUUCGCUGGCAGAAAAUGAUUGGUCAUGGAAACCCAUUGAACUAACAUCAUCGACUUGCAAAGAACUUUGGUUCAAUCCACAUUGGUCUUCUUUUGAAAAACUCAUUAAUGAACUUUUACCGGUAGUGGAUGUUCUCCGAAGUACUAAAACUAACUUCACAAAAAUACGAAAAAAGAGUGAUUAUAUGAAAGUUGAGAAAAUUGUUCAAUCUAUUUGUGAAAAAGAACCGAUUAUUCAUAAUCCAAAUCUAACUCCACUCAAACAAAUAAUCGAUGCGGAACAUCGAACAUAUCGAACCGGUAGUGAUGCGAAUUCUGCUCAGUAUUCAACAGGCGAGCAAAUUUGCAUUGUAGAAAAUUCUGAUCGAAACGAGAUUCUUAGGCCAUUAAUGCUUGUCGUACAGUCGCCGCCAAUUAAAAGUUCUGAACAACCAAAGUGUUCUUCCUGUUCGAAAAGUUUUGGAUUUUUUCGAAGACGAUAUUGGUGUCGUAUGUGUGGUAACAAUCAAUGUGGUGAUUGUCAAACUUGGCAAACUUGUCGUCAUUUAGGAUAUACAACUCCAAUUUCUAUUUGUCGUCAAUGUGCUUCUCUAAGAAAAUCGAUUUUAAUCAAUAUCAUCUUUGAACACAUUCAACAAUUACUGAAUAAACACAUCAGCAGUGAACAUCUAAUUGUGUAUAUUCAUCUGCUCAAACACUAUUGUGCAUCUGAUACUCGUAAUGAACAAUUAUACAAGCAAGCAAGUGAAUAUUUUCUAUCCCAGAAACAGUUUUCAAAUGCUAUUCAAUGCUACAAUGUCAUGUCAUCAUCACAUGAAUCAUGGUUUAGACUUGCUGAGCUACUGUGUACUUAUUCAGAAUAUCAAUAUGCAUCGCUUUGCUUUAAUGUUAUCUCAGAACAUUGCCACUACGAGUCGCAUAAAUGGGAUCAAAUAGGUGACGAUUAUCUUACGAAAGGUAAUGCCAUUUUGGCUCUGCUUAGCUAUCGAAAAGCAAAUAUAAGUAUUGAGGAGAUUUGGCUAAAAACUUUAUACGAAAAGAAACUCAAUGCGGAUGAUAGUGCACUGUUUAUCUUCUACACUACAUUUCAAAAACAGACUUCGAAACAAUUGAAAGAAUGGACAAAAUGGUUGAGUGAACAGAUACAAGUUGAAGGUUAUAUGCUAGCCGCUAUUUCCACUCUUCAGUUAGCAAAUUUUUCCACUCAAGAAUGGGCCAUCGUUUUAAAUGAUCUGUCUAAUCAUCAUCAUUUUAUGACAGUGACAUCCAUAUGA